Molecule: messenger RNA, 1833 nt
Organism: Bombus impatiens (common eastern bumble bee)
Lineage: Eukaryota; Metazoa; Arthropoda; Insecta; Hymenoptera; Apidae
Product: RCC1-like G exchanging factor-like protein
Exons: 8
Coding region: 273-1604 (443 amino acids)
Source: RefSeq, a predicted model, not a curated record
CCGGUAAUCGCUACACAUGAGAUAGAACCUUUAAUUCUGUAGUGAGAAGGAAAUUGGAAAACAACGAGAAAAUCAAAUCUAUGCUAUUAACAAGUUUCACAGAGUAUACAAGUCGGUAUUCAGAAGAUUAUUGAAAAUAAACACGCUUUAUAAUUUAUUAAAUUUAUCGAAAAAUUGAUAACUUGAUCAUUCAAGGAAAUUUAUCCGAAUCAUUAACUUUUGAUGCUUAUGACACAUCUGUAAAAUUUCUUAAGCAGUAAACGGCUACAAACAUGUUGAACACAAUAAAAACAAGUUUGAAAAAAAAUGUACAACAACCGAACAGAAUUAUAGAAUUUAGUAAAACCAAGAAUAAAAUACCACUUUCAAAACCUUUGCCAGUUUUUCAGUAUCCAAUAAGUAACGAAAGAGAACAUAGAAUAUAUGUUUGGGGUUUGGCAGAACAUGGUGCUCUUGGUACGUUAAAAACAACGAUUUUCGAAAAUGGUAUUUCUUAUAUUCCGAGACCUAAAAGAUUAGCUUUUGGAGAAAAGCAUGAGGUAAUGGACAUAACUUGUGGUUAUGGGUUUACUGCUUUUGCAGUAAAAUCCAAAGAUAAAAAUAUUUUAUAUGGGAGUGGAAUAAAUACAGAUUCCCAGCUUGGUUUCAAUGAAAAAGAUAAAAAAUUCCCAAAUGGAUUAAUAACUGAACCAAGACCUAUUAAUUUACCAAUUAAAGAUUCUUCUACUAAAGUCCUAGAUAUGUCAGCUGGAAGAGCACAUUUGUUGGUAUUAACAAAUGAAGGUGUAUUCACAUUAGGAAAUAAUGCAUAUGGACAAUGUGGUCGCCCUAUAAUAUUAAAUGAAAAUUAUGAGAAUAGUAGAGUUGUCCAUCAUAUACCUAAUAUUAAGGAAAAAAAGAUAAAAGCUGUAACAGCUGGUCAAGAUCAUAGCAUACUCUUGACAGAAUCCGGUGAAGUGUAUACGUUUGGUUGGGGUGCAGAUGGACAAACUGGAUUGGCACAUUAUCGAAAUGAGCAUAGACCAAGUUUGGUGAAAGGAGAUUUGGCUGGCCAACAUAUUAUAAAAGUUGCAUGCGUUGCAGAUUGUGUAUUAGCACUCAGCGAUAAAGGAAAUGUAUUUGGUUGGGGUAAUUCUGAAUAUGCACAGUUACUUAUGGAAGGUGAAAAUCAACAGAUAAACAUAGCUACAGAGUUAAGUGCAUUGAAAAAAUUAGGUCAUAUUGUAGACAUUGCCUGUGGUGGUUGCUUUUGCAUGAUUUUAAAUAAUACAGGUGAAGUUUAUGUAUGGGGUUAUGGUAUUCUUGGUUUUGGUCCUGAAGUCAAAAAAUCUCAGCAACCAAUUAAAAUUCCAUCUGUACUUUUUGGAAAUAAUGCAUACCAGAAGAAUACAAAAGUGGUAAAGAUAUUUUGUGGCAUGAGUCAUCUUGCAGCUUUGACGAAUACAGGUGAUUUGUAUAUGUGGGGUUGUAACAAAUUUGGGUCUUUAGGAUUAGGAGAUUUGAAAGACCAGUAUUUUCCACUGAAGGUAACUGUAGGAGCACAAGUAAAAAAGGUAGCCUGUGGAAUAGAUCAUACAGUUACUCUUUGUAAACCUUUUAUUUGAAGCAUAGUAUAUUUUCUGUUAUAAGAGGUAAUAUACUAUUUAUAAAACUUAUAUACAAAUUGUUAUUUUAAUCUGUUGUGUAAAAACAUUGUAUAUGUAGCUAAUUGCUUUUUAUAUUAUGAUAUAUUGCAAAAAUCUAAUUGAUAAAUAAUGAACGCAUAUCUUUAUGUAGAAUGUCGUUGUUUAAAAACAGACAUAUUCGAUAUAAAAUCUUCCUUCAUCACUUAAA